GAGUUCAGAAGAAAAAAAAUGGUGAUCAAGGAAAGUGACUUCGACGAAGCCCUCGGUUACGCGUUGCUCCGUGACGAUAUGGGGAAUAUCUGGGAUGCCAACAAGGAUCUGCGGAUGGUGAAUGGAACCAUGGAUCCGGAGCUGAUACAACGAGCAAAGGAACGGGCAAUUCGCGCUCAGUUGAAUUCAGCGGACGGGGACACUUGCGAGAUACAUGAUCAAUUCUAUCGAGAUCAUAAGCUGCUGUUAGUGUUAUUUCGAGCGCUUGCUGUUAUGCCUAUUUUGCGAUCUUCUCCUGGACGAAUUACGUUCAACUGGAAAUCUUGGGCCUCGGUGUAUGCUUACUGCUUUUAUGCCGUCAGCACUAUCGUUGUGUUGAUUGUGGGCUACGAGCGGGUUCAGAUAUUGCAGAACACGAAAAAGUUCGACGAGUAUAUCUAUGGAAUUGUGUUUGUCGUAUUUCUUGUGCCCCAUUUUUGGAUUCCAUUCGUUGGAUGGGGAGUCGCAAAGCAUGUUGCUGUGUACAAAACCAUGUGGGGAACGUUUCAAGUGCGCUACUAUCGUGUAACUGGAACAAACCUGGAGUUUCCACAUUUGAAGUUACUGAUUGUGAUUUUCUCUGUCGGUUGUUUGAUCUGCGCCAUUAUAUUUCUUCUAUCGUUGAGCUUUUUAUUGGACGGAUUCAGUCUUUGGCAUACGUCGGCCUACUAUCAUAUAAUAACGAUGCUUAACAUGAACAGUUCUCUGUGGUACAUUAACUGUCGUGGAAUUCGAGUAGCAUCGUCGAGCCUGUCUAACCGUUUUCGGAAAGAUGUUGCCGUAGAAUGUACCGCUGCAACGAUCUCCCAGUACCGAUUUCUUUGGUUGAAUUUAAGUGAAUUGCUUCAAUUGCUGGGUAAUGUCUAUGCGCGUACAUACUCUACUUACUGUCUUUUCAUGUUCGUUAACAUCACGGUCGCCAUCUACGGUGCUUUUUCGGAAGUAAUCGAUCACGGGUUUGGAUUUUCCUUCAAAGAGAUUGGUUUGAUCAUCGAUGCGUUCUAUUGUUCGACGUUAUUAUUUAUUUUCUGUGAUUGCUCACACAACGCAACUCUUCAGGUCGCUCAAGGAGUACAGAACACUCUGCUGGGAAUUAAUCUACUAAAGGUUGACCAACCGACACAGAAGGAAAUCGAUCUGUUCAUCCAAGCGAUCGAGAUGAAUCCGGCCAUCGUAAGCCUCAAGGGCUAUGCAGCAGUCAAUCGCGAGCUGCUGACGGCGAGCAUCGGUACGAUUGCGAUCUACUUGGUGGUUUUGCUUCAGUUCAAACUGUCACUGAUAUCGCAACAGAUGCCACCGGAGCUACUCCAGACCAUCAAGUAUCUUCAUGAGGCCAACUGAUUUAUAGUACGACGGUUAAUACUUUAAAAUACGAAACUAGUAGUGUAUAACAAUAUUACCAUCAUUAGUUCAUGAGUAUGUUUUGGAG
Sabethes cyaneus is the source of this 1468-nucleotide messenger RNA. Its product is annotated as gustatory and odorant receptor 22-like. The transcript is spliced from 2 exons. The coding region runs from base 19 to 1380 and encodes 453 amino acids. NCBI's taxonomy places the organism in Eukaryota, Metazoa, Arthropoda, Insecta, Diptera, Culicidae. Gene Ontology annotation, biological process: sensory perception of taste. The record is from RefSeq and is a predicted model, not a curated record. Gene Ontology annotation, cellular component: membrane; axon; neuronal cell body.